This is a messenger RNA of Rhagoletis zephyria (snowberry fruit fly), 1386 nucleotides long. Lineage: Eukaryota; Metazoa; Arthropoda; Insecta; Diptera; Tephritidae. The record is from RefSeq and is a predicted model, not a curated record.
AUGCACGAGUGGAAAGAUUCCCCCUUUAAACCUAAAGAGGGGGAAGACAACUGGAUUGCCUCUGUCCUCACCAUUGGAGCCCUCAUUGGCGCCAUGUUUGUGGGCAUUUGCAUGGAUUUUCUAGGACGUAAGAAAACUCUAAUCGGCCUUGGCAUUCCCUAUGCUAUUGGCUGGCUGUUAAUGGGUCUCACAAACUCGUUUUGGCCUAUUCUCAUUGGCAGAGCACUGACUGGUAUUGCCAUAGGCAUCACUACCGCAGUGCUGCCCACUUAUAUUGCCGAAAUUUCAACGCCCAACAUUCGAGGCAUGCUGGGAAUGUCCUUCAAUUUUUUUGUCGUUUUUGGCAUGGUUUACGUAGGUACUAUGAAUCAAUGUUUACCAGACAAUGUUUACUUUGUGUACAUGUUCGACGUUACCUGGAACAAACUGUCGCUCUGGUGUCUGCUGCCAGCUGGUCUGCUCUCUAUCACAAUGAUCUUCAUGCCUGAAUCCCCAACGUGGUGCGUGAACAAGAUUCGCGACACUUCAGAGGGAAUUGAACAGGCAAUGUCUUCUCUAAAACGACUCCGUACUGCCGAUUCAGACGUGAAAGCAGAGCUUAAUGAGCUGAUUGAAGGCGCUAACCGACUUGCCACUUCUAAAAACAGCAAACUACGACUUUCACCUAAAACACUAACUCGGCGUGAUGUUUACAAGCCUCUGCUUAUCGGAAUGAUGUUGCUCUUUUUCCAGCAGUUCUGCGGCAUUAACGCCGUCCAGUUUUACCUCAAUGAGAUCUUUAAAAAGUCUAGCACAACUCUAUCUCCGAAAGUGAGCACACUAAUUGCCAACAUUUUUAUGUGUUUGGCUACAGUGCUCGGUGGUGCGGUCAUUGAUCGAGCAGGAAGAAGGCUAAUCUAUGCUGUUUCAGCUUUUGGGCUGAUGUCAAGUAUCGCCGCAUUGGGCGUCUUUCAGUUUAUACAUCGAAAUGACAGCAGUGAAGUGGCAAAUGCAACAAUUUCUGCGCUAACCACCACUGUAGCGCCAUCGACUGACUCUUUCAGUGCUGCCUCAAUUCUUCCCAUUGUUUUGAUCACAAUUUUUGUCUCGUGUAAGGUCUCAUCUUUUUCAAUCGGAUGCGGACCACUUUCAUGGGUCAUCAUCACAGAAAUCACACCACCGCAAACGAUUGGCCUGAUCAGCUCAACGUCUUCAGCGUUUGCAUGGAUUUUUACUUUUCUCGUAGUCAAUUACACCGGAAGCGUGAGAGAACUGAUCUUUGACUAUGGCACCUACUGGUUUUUUGCCAGCAUGAGUCUGUGCAGUGCCAUUUUCAUCUACUUCCUGCCUGAAACGAAGGGCAAGACAAUGGAGCAAAUGGUGAAGCUAUUUAAAUACGACGACUAA